Messenger RNA from Seriola aureovittata, 7302 nucleotides. Its product is annotated as potassium voltage-gated channel subfamily B member 1-like. Bases 470 to 2875 code for a protein of 801 amino acids. The record is from RefSeq and is a predicted model, not a curated record. The transcript is spliced from 3 exons. NCBI's taxonomy places the organism in Eukaryota, Metazoa, Chordata, Actinopteri, Carangiformes, Carangidae. Gene Ontology annotation, molecular function: delayed rectifier potassium channel activity; protein binding. Gene Ontology annotation, biological process: potassium ion transmembrane transport; protein homooligomerization. Gene Ontology annotation, cellular component: membrane; voltage-gated potassium channel complex.
AGCCUCGUUGAAAUCAGCCCCUGCAGGAUCCCGUUCACAGUCACAGGCGCCGGCCAGCACGCACACUCACACUGAGAGCAGGUGGAGGAGAGGCAAUCGACACUAUUCCCGGCUGCUCUCCAGAGUUUACUUGUUGAAUCGCCCCCAGGAGGAGGGGUGGACAGGGCAGACUGGAGAUGGGGAUAUUUGUGUAAAACAGUUCUAUUUUCCCCCAACAUGUCGGUAGGUAGCUCAGGAUGCCUCCAUCAGCUCCCCGCAGAGCACUGGAGACCUGGAGGGACCUAACAAGUUUAAACGUGUUCACUCUCUUGAAAUGUUGCGGAGGACCGUCCAUGAGGUGAAUCGGGAUUCACGGGAGUUGCACACAGGAAAGGUGGAGGGACCCUGAUGCGGUCUUCGACAGGACCAUGUCUUCUUAAUCUGCCACGCUCUUCCAGUCUUUCCAAGUGACCGAGUGACUUGAGUGAAUAUGAUCAAAACGGGCUCCCGGCCGGCCACCACGCUGCCACCGGAUACGAUGGACAUCAUCCGUAGCAAGACCCACUCCCGUCGAGUGAGACUCAACGUCGGGGGCCUUCUCCACGAAGUCCUGUGGAGGACACUGGACAGGCUGCCCCGCACAAGACUGGGGAAACUGAGAGACUGCAACACCCACGACUCUAUCAUGGAGAUAUGCGAUGACUACAGCUUGGAUAACAACGAGUACUUUUUCGACAGACACCCCGGCGCGUUCACUUCCAUCCUGAACUUCUACCGCACCGGAAAGUUGCACAUGAUGGAGGAGAUGUGCGCCCUGUCUUUCAGUCAAGAGCUGGACUUCUGGGGCAUCGAUGAGAUCUACCUGGAGUCCUGCUGCCAGGCCAGGUAUCACCAGAAAAAGGAGCAGAUGAAUGAGGAGCUGAAAAGAGAGGCCGAGAACAUGAGGGAGAGGGAAGGAGAGGUGUUUACAACCACAUGCUGCUCCGAAAAGAGGAAGAAACUCUGGGACCUCCUGGAGAAGCCAAGCUCAUCAUUUGCUGCCAAGAUCCUGGCAAUUAUCUCCAUCCUCUUCAUUGUGUUGUCCACCAUUGCCUUGUCUCUGAACACGCUUCCAGAGCUGCAGGACACAGAUGAGUUUGGUCAACCCACAGACAACCCACAACUGGCCCACGUGGAAGCUGUGUGUAUUGCCUGGUUUACCAUGGAGUACCUGCUCCGUUUCCUCUCCUCCCCCAGUAAAUGGAAGUUCUUUAAAGGUCCUCUGAAUAUUAUUGACCUGCUGGCCAUCCUGCCAUACUACGUCACCAUCUUCCUAACAGAAUCCAACAAGAGUGUGCUGCAAUUUCAGAAUGUCCGUCGUGUGGUUCAGAUUUUCCGGAUCAUGCGGAUCCUGCGUAUUCUGAAGCUGGCUCGUCACUCCACAGGUCUUCAGUCUCUGGGCUUCACUCUCAGGAGGAGCUAUAAUGAGCUGGGCCUGCUCAUCCUCUUCUUGGCCAUGGGCAUCAUGAUAUUCUCCAGUCUGGUGUUCUUUGCAGAAAAGGAUGAAGAGGACACCAAGUUCAAAAGCAUCCCAGCUUCCUUCUGGUGGGCUACCAUUACUAUGACCACAGUAGGGUAUGGAGAUAUCUACCCAAAAACUCUACUGGGAAAGAUAGUUGGAGGUUUGUGUUGCAUCGCUGGAGUACUGGUGAUAGCCCUGCCUAUCCCCAUCAUUGUAAAUAACUUCUCUGAGUUCUACAAAGAGCAAAAGAGGCAGGAGAAAGCUAUUAAAAGAAGGGAGGCCCUGGAGCGGGCCAAGAGAAAUGGCAGUAUUGUGUCUAUGAACAUUAAAGAUGCAUUUGGCCGCAGUGUUGAGCUGAUGGAUGUAAUGGUGGAAAAAGCAGAUGAAAAGAAGGAGAAGGUGCAUGAUAAUCAUGUGUCUCCUUGCCAGCCGAAAGGGACACCCAAACUCAAGUUACAGACCAGCCCCAGCAGCCCCAUGAAGACCCUGGAGUCAAGCUACCAAGAGCAGGCCAAACCCUCUAGCAGCCCUCAGCAUCUCAGUGCACAGAAACUGGAGGAGAUGUACAACAAGAUGGCCAAGACCCAGUCACAACCCAACCUCAACAGCAAGGAGAAAGGACCGCUGUCCAAAGCAGUUAGGCAGAAAGCUGAAUUUGAGAUGGGAAACAUCCCGGCUGAAGCCAUCUCAAGCACAGCGGAGGCAGUGACGGACAUGAGGAGCAUGUCCAGCAUUGACAGCUUCAUCAGCUGCGCCACUGACUUUCCUGAGAGCUCUCGCUUUUCCCACAGCCCCAUCAGCAACAUGCCAGGGAAGGUCAGCACCAACCCCAGCCUGGAGCCCACCUUGGAAAAUGAACAUGAAGGAUCCCAGGGCACCGCUACACCCCUGACAGGACGGGGAACCAAGCCCGGCCCGUAUUCUGGCAGCCCCAAGGGCCUGCACAACAACCCACUCAAAAGCCGAUCGCUCAAGGUCAACUUCAAAGACGGUGAGGAUUCAGGAACAGGGGCCCUCUCAGACAGCUCAUCAGUCCAGAGCCCGGAGGUGUCCGUCUACACGACUGCCAGCAGCAGGACACCCAACAAGAGCCCGGAGAAUUUACUGCCCAGCAUCUUCACAUUCCACGAUGCAUCCAUCAACAAGUUCAUUGAUGCUGACACGGAUGAGGAGGAGCACCUGCAUGACGGUUCAGGCACCAACCCAUCCCAAAGACUCCUGGAAAAAGCUAGCCCUAAGUUUGGCCAUCACUCCAGCUACCAGCAGGAGUCCAACCACAUGGAGGGUCUCCAGAGGAAGCUGGGAAACAGCACACUGCCGUUGGAGGGGCAGGAGAACCAUGUGGUUCAGGAGCUACAGCCACUUCAGGGGGAGCAGAGUCACUCUAACACUUAAAGUUUCAAUAAGUGAGAGACCACUGAGGAAACAGACAGGAGGGGAGGCGCAGAGGGGUUGGAGAGCAAAUAAGAAGCACAGUGGACUUCCUGAAAGUAUGAAAGGCACUGAAAACAUUUCAAGAAUUACAAUACAAAAUACUUCCUAUGAAAAUAAAAUAACUGUGGAAGAUGGGAAAGAUUUUUGUGUUCUGCUCUCCAAUGUUUUCUGGCCAAGGACUCCUUAAAGACUUAGCAGUGGGAUCUGAAGAAUGGCAAGGAAUGCCUGUCUGAUCAUUUUUACUAUUUAUACAUUUGUUUUAGCCCAGAUUGUCAUCUAAAAAUUACAACCUAGUUAUAAGAAGUUAUAAGAGCACGGGAUAUCAUUUUUAUAAUCGAAAACCUAUUUUUCUGACAUCCCUGGAUAAAGCCAAUAGCAAAGGCUGUCCAAUCAGUAGCAAACCAGAGAGGGCAUUGAAACGUGACACUGCACACUGGGAAACACAUUCAGCUGAGAAAUAGUUCAAAUAACUAUGUCGUAGUGUAAAGGCGGAACAUACAUUUUUCUUGAAGUUAUGAUUAUACAUUGUAUGAUUAUGAUUUCACAAACAUGUUGGGAAAAUGUAGAGUUUGCUUCCAUUAACUUCCUUCCUCAAAACUGGCCUUAGUUCAUGUUGUCUCCCAUGUGUUAUGUUUGUGUUUGCAUAGGUGAGAGACACAGGCAAAGAGCACAUACAUAUACAAGUGUGUGCAUUAAUUAUCCUUCAGUAUAUUUAUUGUUGUGUAACGUUAACGGUCUCUUGUCUUAAGCGUGAACUUGAGGAGAAUCAAGUGUUUCAGUCUGAUUCUUUUCAGCAGGAGUUUAGUGUCUUGCUCAUCGAUAUUUUUUACUGCACAGAAAACGUUUAGACGAUCGAGAGACACUGUGAGGCUGCAUCCAUCGAUUUCCUUCUCGUUCUCGUUGUGCCCAACUGCUGGCAAGAGAGAGCACCUUAACAUGAUAAUUAUUUUUAUUAUGAACACAGAAAAAAAAAGGAAAAUGUAUAUUCUUGUUUGUUUACGUAUUUGUUUGUUUGUAGUUGUCUGCGUGUGUCCCUCAGAUUGGUGUAAUCAGAGUUCUUGCUUUGUCUUUUUUUUUUUUAUCUGGAGUAAAUCAAAAAGUCUUAUUAUUUCAAAACUUUCUCAAAGGUGUUUUCGGAGGAGUUGUCAUAUUGUAGCUGAAAAACGUAACUUCAUAUAAAAUGGCAAAGCUUAUGAGUAUCACUAAAGCUAGAAAGACAGCACUGAAAAUCACAAAGAUUUUCUAUGUUGAACUUCCAGAUUUGUAGGUGUGUGAAUAUUGUACAUGUAAAACUACAAAAGUAGAAUAUUACACAUUUAUUGUACAAGGUAAAGAAUCAAAAUCAUUUAUAUUUUUAAGAUAUUUUCUAAAAGAAUGGACUCUUAGACAAAAUAUAUUGUGCUAAUCUCAUAGAUUUACAUUUUGAUUAUGUACUGCAUUAUUUUGAUGGACUUGCAUUUAUUAGACAAUAUACUAUAGUAGAUACAUUUGUAUUGUUUGCUACUGUCUCCCUGUAAACGUCUGUCCCUCUAUCCUUUGUGCAAUGUGAAGAACCAAAGAAUUGUUCUUUCUGAUGACUCAUACAGACGAUAGUAGUUUUACUGUUUUAUCUCAAAAUGUUAGAAAUUUAAGCAUUCCUUUUCUAAACAGCAGAAUCUGACAUAUUUCAGGGAGCCAUACUUGCUCAUUCAGUACAAACAUGUAAGCUGGAGAAUGCACAGAUGACAGGACUGACAUCUGAAGAAGAAAGCUGUUGACGGAGGAUCAGAAAAAAAAAAAAGAAAAAGAAGAAGGACAAUGAAGAGGGAACACAGCACUUUAUUUUACAUCCAUUUCGAAAACUAAUUUGAUUAUUAACACUCUGUGGUUCUUGGCAAGAGGUUCGCUUCCAGAAAUCCAAAACAUUAUACUCGUAUCAGUUCACAUGACAUCUCUUACGAACAUAGAGCCACUUCGCAGCGACGUACAACUCACCACUGAGGCACACAAAAAGCAUGGAGGUACAUCGUGUGUCUGCAGGCCACUUUAGUUCAACCAAAUACCCUGCAUCCUGCUUUCCUGUUCGCACCUGACUCCAAACAUAUGACCAAUCUGGGUGUUGAUCAUCUGGUGCUCUCAUGCUCUUUGUUACAUUAAUCAUGGAAGCAUGGUUUUAUAAUAUUCUUAACUUUAUGACAUAUUAUGCAAGCAUGCUACAAAGCAUCUAUUUUUAGUAGUGAAUCUUUAUGCUUAAAAUAAUAGAAGUAUUUACUCUGUAUGGUUGUUUGCAAUCAUUAGACAUAAUGUGAGUUAGAUAUUUCUGUGCCUUCGCUUUUAACAAACGCCUGCCCCGCACACUGUAUCUGUUGCUGUGCCCUGUCAAAUGGAGCCCGAAUGACAAUUAAACAAACUGUGCAGUAAAUAAACACACAGAGAACUGGCUCAUCGUGAUGUCAGACUCAUAUGUUAGACAUCCACAGCCCUUCCUCUAAUGUCUUUCCUGUGUACUUACACCUAAAUGUAACAAACAUUUACAUGAAAAAGGCCCAUUCCACAAAAACAAACAGGUGCAGGCUCACUCAGUAGAGUGAAUGACCACUGUUUCCAUGGUGAUGGUUGAGAUGACUGGGUGGCUCACAUUUGAUGCACACAAGUAGCCUAAUUUGUAGAGAUUGAGUCCUUAAAGACUCAAAUAACAUAUUGCAAAUACUCACAGGGUUUACAAUCUGUUCAUACAUUCAUUCAUUUUAUCCCCUCCUCACCUGUGGCUUCACUCGGCUGAAUUAUUAAAGAAAUGAUGUAAACAGAAAACUAGAUUUUGGGCCUUUCAGUCAUCAUUCCUCUCUUUCUCACAGAAACAUGCACACGUUGCAGCAAAUGACAAAAGACGGAGACGAAACUAACAGGUGAAACUAUGGUGCUGUACCUGUGAUGUGCAUGUUCACGUCAGCUACUUGCUCCCAUGGAGAGGAUGAGUGUGAAAUGUGAACGGAAUAGGAAGGAGCGUGUGACAGAGAGAGCGUUGCGGCAGAGCUGUCAGCCUGAUUGCAACUGACAUUACUAAUGAUGACUGUAGCACUCUGCUCCCUCACCUCAUGUCCAACUUCAGACCAAAUAACUCUCUUUAACUCACAGUCAAAUGACCAUUCAAAGCACUGUUCGUGAGCCCCGCUCUGCUCUUGUGAGAGGAUAAAAUAUUCCUCAGGCAAGAAGGCUGCAGUCCUAUCCUGUCAAUUAGAAGUUGCCCAGCCAGAUUAGGCGCUCAGCACAUGUGUUCGUUUUUUUUCAUUUCAAGGAGUGUCCCUGUGCUGGAGUCUUUUGUGCAGAAUGACAAUGCAAAAGUGGCAGUUGGGUUGAGACAUCCUUUUGAGGAUGUGUUCAUCUCUGUGAUUCUAUAAAUAUCAUCUUGAACACGCAAAGGGAGGGUCUGGGCAAGCAGGAGAGGCUCAGUUACAGCAUUGUAUUUGGUCAGAUGGUGUGUUGGAGUCCUGAGGAACAAACUUUGUAACAGAAGAGUCUGGCUUACAGGAAAGUAUACAAAACACUGGUGUGUGGGAUUUUUGUUGCAGCCCAGCCCUUAAUGCUGCAUGGUAAUGGAAUAAAAAUGACAAAUGGUCGUAUGACUUUCACUACUGAAGGCGUUAGAAACAGACAGAAAAGACUAGCUAGAUAUAAAAAUUUAAAAAAGGGGGGGGGGGGGGGGUUACACAGUGAAGAGUGAAGAUUCAUUAAUAUUCAUCACACAUCAGUCAGACAGCAGUGAGUACCGAGAAAUCUUUGGAAUUGAGCCUCUCAUUAUUGUGGAUUUUCUAAAACAAGCCAUAGUCUAUUUAAAUGGUUACAACUAUUUUCUCUGUUGGAUGAAUGUUAACUUAUUACUAAUUAUCUUAUUGCUUUUUAUAUCUUGUCUUCUUAUCUUCUGAACUGCACUUUAUUUAUUUUUCUGAAUUAAAUCCUCUGCUGUCUAGCGACCAUGCAAAUAAAUUUCAGCAUACAAAAGGACAUGCUCAAAUACAAUUUCCAAAAGCACAAGUUAUAAUGUUGAGUAACCAUUUUCUUUAAGCACAAUAUGCCACACAAGAGGUUUAAAGCCAAAUACAGACACAUUAUUUAAUUUUCAGAAUAUUCCCCCUUCUUCAGGGAAUGAAUCACCUCUGUCCAACCAACUCGCACAGGUCUGUAUACUGCCCUUACUGUGUCUGGGGAAAUGUUUGUUUUGUAAAGUUUCAUACUUUGUACCAGUUGACUUUGUAGAAUAUUAUCUUUGUGGUUUCCUGUUGUUCAAUGCAUGUAGCGCUAUUUAAAACUUUGACACACUGAACUUGUAAAUAAGCUAUAGGAAAAUGUCUAUGAUGAGCAAUUUUGAAGCAAUUUUACUGACUGAUGCUUAAUAAAAGACAAUAAUCCAG